GUUUAAAGUUCUUGCAGGCGCUGCAUGUGUUUGAGACUCGGUUCGACUCCGCUCAGUGUUUUUGUUGAGGGAGCGCCCUCGCCAUGACGUCACCGUGAUCCACAUCCACGGAGGGGUGAGGCAGCAGACCGUCGCUGAUCCACCGGUAUCAUGGCUUCCUAACUGACCGGGAGGACACCCUGGGAUCUCUGUUGAAUGACCGACUGAUUGUCGCCCUUUCCAGACCCUGACUUUGGGACAGAGGGGCUCGGCCUCCCUUUCCCUCGAACGGCCGCCCCCGGGACUCCUGAUAUCUUUUCGUUUUUAGCGGUGAAUUUCCGUUCGUACGCGGUGGAACGAAGAUGGCCGACCCGGCGGAGUGCACGAUUAAAGUGAUGUGCCGAUUCAGGCCUCUGAACAGCUCCGAGGUCACCAGAGGCGACAGAUACAUUCCCAAGUUCCAAGGGGAGGACACUGUUGUUAUCGCGGGUAAACCUUACAUGUUCGACAGAGUCUUUCAAUCAAAUACAACACAAGAGCAAGUGUACAACGCCUGCGCCCAGAAGAUUGUAAAAGAUGUUCUUGAGGGAUACAAUGGAACGAUUUUUGCUUAUGGGCAGACAUCGUCUGGAAAAACACACACCAUGGAGGGAAAUCUCCAUGACACAGAUUCAAUGGGAAUCAUCCCCAGAAUAGUUCAAGAUAUCUUCAACUACAUCUAUUCCAUGGAUGAAAACCUGGAGUUUCAUAUCAAAGUUUCCUAUUUUGAAAUCUACUUAGACAAGAUCCGAGAUCUUCUGGAUGUGUCUAAGACCAAUUUGUCAGUGCACGAAGACAAAAACAGAGUACCCUACGUGAAGGGCUGCACUGAAAGAUUUGUCUGCAGCCCAGAGGAAGUCAUGGAUACGAUUGAUGAGGGCAAAUCCAACAGACACGUCGCUGUCACAAACAUGAAUGAGCACAGCUCCCGGAGUCACAGCAUCUUUCUGAUAAACGUCAAACAGGAGAACACUCAGACAGAACAGAAGCUCAGUGGAAAACUCUACCUGGUGGAUCUUGCUGGGAGUGAAAAGGUCAGUAAAACGGGUGCAGAGGGAGCCGUUUUGGACGAGGCCAAGAACAUCAACAAGUCCCUGUCAUCUCUGGGAAACGUCAUCUCGGCGCUCGCUGAAGGAACGGCCUACAUCCCUUACCGAGACAGUAAGAUGACUCGAAUCCUUCAGGACUCGCUGGGUGGUAACUGUCGGACCACCAUCGUCAUCUGCUGCUCCCCUUCCUCCUACAACGAAGCAGAAACCAAAUCCACGCUGAUGUUCGGACAAAGAGCAAAGACCAUCAAGAACACUGUGACGGUGAACAUUGAGCUGACGGCAGAGCAGUGGAAGCAGAAGUACGAGCGGGAGAAGGAGAAGAACAAGACGCUGAGAAACACCAUCACCUGGUUGGAGAACGAGCUCAACCGCUGGAGGAAUGGUGAGAGCGUUCCUGUGGAGGAGCAGUUUGAUAAGGAGAAGGCCAACGCCGAGGUGUUGGCUCUGGACAACAUCCUCAACGACAAGUCGGCCUCGACGCCCAACGUGCCUGGCGUUCGCCUGACAGAUGUGGAGAAGGAAAAGUGUGAGGUGGAGCUGGCGAAGCUGUACAAGCAGCUGGAUGAUAAGGAUGAAGAAAUCAACCAGCAGAGCCAGCUGGCUGAGAAGCUGAAGCAGCAGAUGCUGGAUCAGGAGGAGCUCUUGGCCUCCUCCCGACGGGAUCACGAGAACCUCCAGGCUGAGCUGAAUCGCCUGCAGGCGGAGAACGAGGCCUCAAAGGAGGAGGUGAAGGAGGUGCUGCAGGCUCUGGAGGAGCUGGCUGUCAACUACGACCAGAAGAGCCAGGAGGUGGAGGAUAAGACCAAGGAGUUCGAGAGCAUCAGUGAGGAGCUCAGCCAGAAGUCGUCCAUCCUGUCAUCUCUGGAUUCUGAGCUCCAGAAGCUGAAAGAAAUGUCCAACCACCAGAAGAAAAGAGUGACAGAAAUGAUGUCCUCCCUGCUCAAAGACUUGGCAGAGAUCGGCAUCGCCGUAGGCAGCAAUGACAUUAAGCAACACGAGGGAGGCAGCGGCCUGAUAGACGAGGAGUUCACCGUGGCCCGUCUGUACAUCAGCAAGAUGAAGUCUGAGGUGAAGACGAUGGUGAAACGCUGCAAACAGCUGGAAGGCAUCCAGGCGGAAAGCAACAAGAAGAUGGACGAGAAUGAGAAGGAGCUGGCCGCCUGUCAGCUGCGAAUCUCCCAGCAUGAGGCCAAAAUCAAGUCCCUGACAGAGUACCUGCAGAACGUGGAGCAGAAGAAGAGGCAGCUGGAGGAGAACGUGGACUCUCUGAAUGAGGAGCUUGUGAAGCUCAGUGCUCAGGAGAAAGUUCACGCAAUGGAGAAGGAAAACGAGAUCCAGACGGCCAAUGAAGUCAAGGAAGCCGUGGAGAAGCAGAUCCACUCCCACCGUGAAGCUCACCAGAAGCAGAUCAGCAGCCUGAGAGACGAGCUGGACAACAAGGAGAAGCUGAUCACUGAGCUGGAGGACUUGAACCAGAAGAUCAUGCUGGAGCAGGAGAGGCUCAGGGUGGAGCACGAGAAGCUCAAAUCCACCGACCAGGAGAAGAGCCGCAAACUGCACGAGCUGACGGUGAUGCAGGACAGGAGGGAGCAGGCCAGACAGGACCUGAAGGGUCUGGAAGAGACUGUGGCCAAGGAGCUGCAGACUUUACACAACCUGAGGAAACUUUUUGUUCAGGACCUGGCAACCAGAGUCAAGAAGAGCGCUGAGAUGGACUCAGACGACACCGGAGGCAGCGCCGCGCAGAAACAGAAAAUCUCCUUUCUUGAGAACAAUCUUGAGCAGCUCACCAAAGUUCACAAACAGCUGGUUCGUGAUAAUGCAGACCUUCGCUGUGAGCUUCCAAAACUGGAAAAGCGCCUUCGUGCUACGGCUGAGCGGGUCAAGGCCCUGGAAUCUGCACUGAAGGAGGCCAAGGAGAACGCCGCCCGCGACCGCAAGCGCUACCAGCAGGAGGUGGACCGCAUCAAGGAGGCCGUCAGGGCCAAGAACAUGGCCAGGAGGGGCCACUCGGCUCAGAUCGCUAAGCCCAUCCGGCCUGGCCAGCAGCCCGUAGCAUCUCCCACCCACCCCAACAUCAACCGCAGCGGAGGAGGCUUCUACCAGAACAGUCAGACGGUGUCCAUCAGAGGAGGGGGCAGCAAGCCUGACAAGAACUGAAGAGCAGCGGAACAAAAGAACAGCACCACCGAAAGCCAACACCCCGCCCCCUGUUCGGCUGCCCGCCCAGACGACCUGUCAUUCCAUUACAGCAAGCAGGCUCCUCGUCGCAGCUUCGGAGCCAUGAAGGAGAUUCUGGAUUAUAAAUAAAUGUGUAUAAAUGCUCCCAGCCUGUACAGCUCCAGCCCCCACACUCCCCCCCCUCCACCUGUUCUCAUCAUGAAGUCCUUUUUCUCCUAUGGAAUAUAAUAAUAAUAUUAAUGACAAAAGGCUAUUUUAAUUUACAAAGAAUAUUCUUCUUCACUGAACCAAACGCAGUCUUGAGCGCAGCCUUGGGCGAGUGAAACCACGCACCACUCGAACGCGAAGCUUCGGUUUCAGCUUUUUGUUUUGUUUUUUUGCACAGCCCGUCGUCAUCUGUCAUCUUUGUGUGAGUAGUUCUGCUCUGUGCCAAGCUGAAUGUAAUCGUAACCAGACCCGAAAAAAUGUACGCAGAGAAAAAGACCAAAAAAAGAAAAACCAGGAGAAUCCUGCCAGGAGAAACGGCUCAUCUGUAGGCUCACCUCUGUACAUUUCAUUGGUAACGGUUAUUAACCACACUUUUCUCUGGAUAGAUUUUACAUGCUUCUUAAAGAAAAAAAAAAAUCCAAAAAAAAGGAUUUGACUAGAUGGCAUUGAGCACUACUGUUGUUUCUGGUCUUGUACAGAUGUAAGAUUGGCUGCGCUCCUCCGCCGGAAAAGCUGUAAAGAAACGAUGGCGGAGCGGCUGAACGAAGGAUCGCAAAACGCCAAGAAGGUGUACUGUAGAUGUAUUUAACUAAAUACCUGUGGAGGCCAAUUGUUUUUAUCACUAAGUUAAAUGAAAAGAUAUACUCGUUGGUGUCGGAAAGAAGAAUGUAGGAGGACGGAAGAGAGCAGGAGAAUGAUCCGGGUUAGCCUCAGCUAAGAUACUAAAUAGACUGUUUUUACUUCUAUCGGUGGGUAAUAGUGUUGUGCUGAAGGAUGCUAUUUAUUUUUCUCUGCACACCAAAACCGCAGACUGCGAUGGCGCACACACCUGUCACUCUGUCCUGGACCUGACAUGAAUUCUUUAAGGGGUGCCUCGCUUUUUCGUUUGUCUCCUCCCACACCAUCAUUGUUGAGUAGAUUUGUAAUGCUGGGUUUGAUGUACUGUAUAUUUUGGCUUUUUUUCCUUUUUGUAGAGGACGUAGGUUUUUAUUUUGAAGGGGAAGGAUGAGUCUCACCCUCGCCGCUGAUCUGACCGUCAGAGAGCGGGGUCUAAAAUUGCACAGUUAUCUGUCAUGGAGGGGUGGUUGGGCGUGGGAUUACUGUUUUUGUUUGUUUGUUUAUUACCACCACGUCCAUUUCUUUUGCCCUGUGAAGCCCCCGGUGCAUUGGAAGAAAUGUUCUUGUGAUUGUAGCCCCAGCAUGAGAACACUAACAUCUUGUGCAAGUGCAAUAAUACUGUAAAAUACACUGUAAAUCAGUGGAGCGGCAGGUGUGAUCAGGGUGUGUCGGCCACACCUCUCUCUCUGUUUGCUUUAGUUACGCCGGUGUUCGGUUCUCUCUGUGUGUUUUCUCAUGAAAGGCUUGUGGUUUUAUUCUGAAAGGCUGAAACCCAAUGCAGAGGCUUCCUGUAGAAACCGGUCCAGUUCAAAGAUGAGAAGGUUUUUUUUCUGACUGUUGUGCCCGGCCAGACCAGCGGAGCAAAUCCAGCUUGGAGAAGGAAAGAGGACUUCCUGUCGAAGUGUCAUCUCAUGCAAAGAAGCACUUCUUCACUAUGUCUGCACUCGAGAAAAUAAAACACUCCAAAAUAUGGCUGCUUGUGAUUGGAGGUUUCCAACGCUCUGCAAACGGUGGUCAGCGACAGCUCAGUGUUUGGCGUCUAUCUAGACAACAUGUAACUAGACUAGUCGACUGCAGCAUGGACCUCAAAAUGUUGAUGCUUUGACCUUCCACCAAAACUGGAUGUGAAUCGUGGGGGAGGAGUAAACAAAAAACAAAGAUUACUUGUGGUGUUUACCUGAAUAAAUAAAAAUUUUGUGUUAAUUCUAAAUUAAAAACAAAAGUGUAGCCACUUUUUUUUAUUACUGUGUAAUAGUUGGUCGAUUUUUAAACGGGGUUCUAUCGGUGGACAAAGGUACUGGAUCAUUCCUGGAGAACUGGGGCACAAGUAGCGGGGCUCUGAUGGAGGCGGGAGGUUCAUGAGAUCAGCUCUGGAUUGACUGCAUGAUGUAAAUGUACGUGUGAUUAAAUAUGAGAAAACUC
Oryzias melastigma (Indian medaka) is the source of this 5498-nucleotide messenger RNA. RefSeq names its product kinesin-1 heavy chain. The coding region runs from base 342 to 3230 and encodes 962 amino acids. Lineage: Eukaryota; Metazoa; Chordata; Actinopteri; Beloniformes; Adrianichthyidae. Gene Ontology annotation, biological process: microtubule-based movement. The transcript is spliced from 26 exons. The record is from RefSeq and is a predicted model, not a curated record. Gene Ontology annotation, molecular function: microtubule motor activity; ATP binding; microtubule binding.